Molecule: messenger RNA, 1143 nt
Organism: Adineta ricciae
Lineage: Eukaryota; Metazoa; Rotifera; Eurotatoria; Adinetida; Adinetidae
Source: the annotation of a GenBank genome assembly
AUGACAGAAGGUUCUCCUAUCAAUCAAAAUAAAAAUAAUGAUGCUGUUGAUAUGGAUGUCAAUGAACUGAACGAAGAAGAGAAACAAAAUUCUCAUAUGGAUAGUGGUAUUAUAGCUGAAUCAGACGACGACGAUGAUAAAUCACCACAAAUGGAUGAAAGCCCAACUGAUCUCGAAUCGACGAACGAAGAGAUAGAUCAUGUUUCCUGUGAACUCGAAUAUAAGAAAGAUAAAGCAAUGGAAGAAUUAUCAGCUGUAUUCAAAUUACUGAACAUAGAUCCUAUUCAUGACAGAUCAGUAGUAGCACCCAUUCGGACCAAAGUUGACGAAGUUUAUCGAAAACUAAAUCGAUUAUGCGAUGUACUGGAUGAGAAAUCUCAACUUUCGAAUGAUGCCCAUCCUAAUGAAUUAACAAUACAAGAAUCGAACGAACUUUUAAGUGGUUUAAAAAAGUUAUAUGCUGAUAGUGAUGCUGAUGAAAGAGUUCGCCUGAUGACAAUUGCUCCUAAAGAUUGGGGUCGACAAAAAAUAGCAAAAUGGUUUCAAUCAAAACCAAAUCAGGCUCGACGAUCGCUUGUUCUUCGAAAAAACAGUGGAAUACUCGCUUAUCCACAGUGUCUGCGAGGAACUAAUCGUGCUUUGUCUGACUCAACGAUUGAUGAAGUGGUCGAGUUUUAUCGUGAAGAUGGUAUCAGUCGAGCCUCAUCCAAUUCCAAAGACACGAUUAAAAUCAAUGGACAAUCAGUAGCAGUUCACUUUCUAGAAAUGAGGGUGUUGGACGCGUAUCGAAUAUUCAAUGAACAACAUCCUGGACUUGUUGCGCGAUCAACUUUCAAUGCCCUUCGACCACGAGAAGUAAAAACUGCGACACCACAUGAUACGUGUAUCUGUAUAAUUCAUGAGAACAUUGACUUGUUGUUGAAGGCUUGGAACAACCACUAUAAAAAAUGUGCCGGUACAGCUGCUUUAUCAGCAACCCUCAAGAUUAAUAUGAAAGAUCUAAUUAAUCAAAUGUUGUCCCCAGACUCUAAUGAAAAGUGCUUCAGUGGUAAAUGCAAUAAUUGUUCAUCGAAGAACAUCAGAGAUGUUCUCACUGGUAACAGUAUGGUGGAUUUGGAUGAAGAAUGUUUAUGGACUCUGUAG